Messenger RNA from Scleropages formosus (Asian bonytongue), 4356 nucleotides. Its product is annotated as dual specificity protein phosphatase 7-like. Gene Ontology annotation, molecular function: protein tyrosine/threonine phosphatase activity; MAP kinase tyrosine/serine/threonine phosphatase activity; MAP kinase tyrosine phosphatase activity. The transcript is spliced from 3 exons. Bases 854 to 1993 code for a protein of 379 amino acids. Gene Ontology annotation, biological process: peptidyl-tyrosine dephosphorylation; negative regulation of MAPK cascade. The record is from RefSeq and is a predicted model, not a curated record. Lineage: Eukaryota; Metazoa; Chordata; Actinopteri; Osteoglossiformes; Osteoglossidae. Gene Ontology annotation, cellular component: cytosol; cytoplasm.
UUACCAUAACAAUAAUAAUAUAUAAUAACAAUUUAGAACUUUUUUCAAUUAAAACUUUCUAUAUAGUAAAGUAAUUAGUUUGAAGUACAGGGUUUAGAGGCGCUACUUGCGACCUUGGUUCGAAUCCCACUUCCCGGUGUAGGGAUCAAGAUACUUACGCCGAACUGAUGGAGUAAAUAUUACCCCUGCUGUAUAGUAAAUGCGUUUGUGUAGCUUAAUGUUAUAAAUCGUUCUAGAGAAAAGUCAUAAGGGAAAUGAACGGCAUAUCCUGAGAUUUAUGUGUCGAUACCGUACGCGCUCCAUCGGGAUUCAGCGCAAAACGCGCACCGUCAGUUCAAGACGCGCCGGGCUGCGCCUUUAAAAUCGCGCGCUAAGAACCGCCCCUCUGCUCUCCUCGGCCCCUCCCCCGGCCGUCACGCGGCAGCCUGCGAAAAACAGGCUCUUUAACUGGAGCUCCACAGUGUGGCUGCAGGAAGCGACAGACAGGAGGAGCUGCAGUAGCAGCAGCCGCCCCGUGCGCGCGCGCAAACAGACACAUACACACACACACGCGCGCGCGCGCGCGCACAGAGAACAUCAAACUGUGUGGCGCACAGGUCUCCUCGCCGCUUCAGACUUCCAGGGGAUGAAACGAGACGUCCUUCAUGGUUGUUUUUUUUUCUUUUUUUAAACCUUGUUCUCAGCACGAGCCCGGUCUUCCUCUUCCUCCUCCUCCUCCUCCGGCAGCAAGGCGACCCGCUCGAUCGCAGCAGAGGGGCGCGCGCGCGCGCGGCUCAUGCGCUGCUCUAGGUGAGACCGCGGGGGCUCCUCCGGACUGGCGAGUGCGCGCACUGCCUCUGCGCGUUCUUUCCUCAUGAAAAACAACCUCUGGAGCGCCUCUCGGGACGCGAGCACGAUGAUGCCGAGCAAGACCGCCGAGUGGCUGCAGGAGGAGCUCGCGUCCGGCGCGCGCGCGCUCCUGCUGCUCGACUGCCGCGCGCACGAGCUCUACGAGUCGUCGCACAUCGAGACGGCCAUGAACGUGGCCAUCCCCGGACUCAUGCUGCGGCGCCUGAAGAAGGGCAACCUGCCCAUCCGCUCCGUGAUCGCGAACCACGAGGACAAGGAGAGGUUCGCGCGCCGCUGCCGCACGGACACCGUGCUGCUGUACGACGAGGCCACGGCCGAGUGGCCCGAGGGCGGCGCGUGCGGCUCCGUGCUCGCGCUGCUGCUGCUCAAGCUGCGCGACGACGGCUGCAAGGCGUUUUACCUGCAAGGUGGGUUCAACAAAUUCCAGACGGACUAUCCGGAGCACUGCGAGACCAACCUGGACACCUCGUGCCCCAGCAGCUCUCCUCCGGCCUCCGUGCUCGGGCUGGGUGGUCUGCGCAUCAACUCGGACUGCUCCGACGGCGAGUCGGACCGGGAGCCCGGCAGCGCCACGGAGUCCGAGGGCAGUCCGCUUCCCAGCAACCAGCCUGCCUUCCCCGUCCAGAUCCUGCCCUACCUGUACCUGGGCUGCGCCAAGGACUCGGCCAACCUCGACGUGCUGGGCAAGUACAACAUCAAAUACAUCCUGAAUGUGACGCCCAACCUGCCCAACAUGUUUGAGCACGAAGGCGACUUCAAGUACAAGCAGAUCCCCAUUUCGGACCACUGGAGCCAGAACCUGUCACAGUUCUUCCCGGAGGCCAUUUCUUUCAUUGACGAGGCUCGCUCCCAGAAGUGCGGCAUCCUCGUUCACUGCCUGGCCGGCAUCAGCCGCUCGGUCACCGUCACGGUCGCCUACCUGAUGCAGAAGCUGAACCUGUCGCUCAACGACGCCUACGACUUCGUCAAGCGCAAGAAGUCCAACAUCUCGCCCAACUUCAACUUCAUGGGGCAGCUACUGGACUUUGAGAGGACGCUGGGGCUGAACAGCCCGUGCGACAACCGGUCGCCCGGCGAGCAGCUCUUUUUCACCACGCCCACCAACCACAACGUGUUCCAGCUGGACACGCUCGAGUCGACGUGAGGGCGCCGAGGGCCGUUCUGCUGUUCAUUCCUGACACGCGUUGUCCUGGCCGGGAGACCAGCGGGGUGCCCGGAGCGCACGGCACCUGGGAGCGUAGCGUCGAGAAGCUUGAGCUGCAGGAGUCGACCCAGAAUGCCUUGCCGCGACGCAGUGAUUGAGCCUUUGGACUGUUUUUUUUUUUUUUUUUUCUUUGGAGAAAGGAACCAAUGGACAGGAAUGUUUCCACCGAAGAGCUUCGUACAAAGAGCGGAAGAAGAAACAGGAGCACCCCGUGCAUGUUGCGACCGCACCCGCUCUACCGCAUCAGACGGACAGAGACAGGACACCGUUGAGGGCGUAUGCAUGUUGCAUAUGUUACGGAUGUAUAUAUUGUGUGUGCUGUGUGAAUACAUAUAAACGUAUAUAAUAUGAUUUAUAUUAUAUAUAGUGUUACACACACAAAGAAAUUGCCCGAAAAAGCGCCGGAACAGAAUCCCAGAUUUUAAGGGAAGAAAGCGCCAACAGAAAGGAACUGUUGCCAUUGUGCGUUUCUGUACUCUGUUUCACCGCGUUUCCGAUGACCUCACGCCGUUGGCUCCGUGGCGACGCCUCUCACACGUUGGCACUUGAAGCUGCCACUCGACGCCCAUGAAGGGCCCCUCUGAGGCUCGGCGGGACGCCCAGUUCUAGGCCGUGCCGAGUCCCCGCAGCUGGAGUGUCGAGUUCCGGACGGGUCGGUCGGCGGGGGGGGAUCGGGGGGGCGGAGUCUCCGCUGGAUGCUCUCGCUUAAACGAGCUCAUUGUUCCAUAACGGUGUACGAAAAAGGACCUUUUCUGUUCGUCGGAGCCAAGCUUCCUCCGAGAAAGUGUUUUAUUGUGGGCAGCAUGAAUAUUACUGCUAUUAUUACUGUUAUUAUUACUGCUGUUGUUACUGUUAUUACUGUUUGUACUGCUCAUUACGCCUCCUGCAAUGCUCUCCCAGCAGCUGGAGGUACAACGUGGGGCCCGACGGCUUGCGAAUUUACGGGUCAGUUGCGAACGAAACGGCGAGACGUGGUUUUCUUUACGUGCGGUCGCGGCUCCUCGUCCGGUGGGUGGGAGGGUCGAGGGUUCGAGUGGCGCGGGGGGGGGGUGGGGGCCACCGGAAGAGUCGGGAAGGUUGCUUUCAGCCGGCCUUACGAACUUUUUAAAGCAUCUCUAAUGCUGACUGUUCUAUACCACGUUUGUAAAUGACUUAAUCAUGUUUUGAAGUGUAUGUUUUGUUCUUUUUCGUAGAAAGGAAAAGCCUAGUAAUAACCAACAGCCACAGACGUCUUUGCGACGGUUCUCAUUCUCUGCAAUAUGAAGACUUUGUAGUUUUUUUUUUUCUUUAUUUGCAAAUGCAGGUCUUUUUUUAUUUUCCAUCUGUUUUUGUACGAGAAUUCCUGAAAAUCCAGCAGAGCUACUCAAGCAAAUGAGGUUUUUUUUUGAGUUUUCUUAAUUUUUUGAAAUUUUUAAAAAAAAAAAAUAAAAAAAAAAUCCUGAUUUGAAAAAUGACUCGACUUUCACCUUCCGAGGUAUCGGGAGGAUAUUUUAAGACUCGUAGUAGGAACAGCACUUUAACCACUCGGCUGUCUCUGUUCCGUUUGGUCGUUUUUGAUUCCAAUGAAUAUUUCCUGUGGGACUUUAUACGUUUUUUUGAACUAAUGUCCCUCCUGUAAUGUUAUUCUUGUGGCCUUUCAGUCAUUUUUGGCUAAUAUGCAACCUUAACCUCUUGUUCUUACUGGAUAUUGUACUUUGUACCUUGUUUUCCACACUUACCCUAACUGGCCUUGUCUCAUACAGUGAUUAUAUAUAAAUAUGUAUGAAAUACAUUGACAUAAGUCACUUUUCUUGCAUCCCAGGAUGAAAAUCUUAUUCGGAAUGGAGCUUUUACAGUUAUUUAUGAGAGAAGAGAUGUUUUUACUCUCAAGCUGCUCCUCAGGAGGAAAGUUUGUCGUUUCAGCGCUACGGAGAAAAACUCCGCGUAUUUCCAGGACGCGGGAACCUGUAUCCGCGUCUGAAGCCGAGAGGGACGGACGGACGGACACACACACACACACACACACACACACACACACACACACACAAACAGAGAACGGGACAUUACAUAUAUUUCUUACCUCACAGAAGAUUUGUUCAGGGAUUUUUCUGACAAUGCAUCUGCGUCCUGCUACAGCUUCUCACACACACACACACACACACACACACACACACGUACGUCAGACGGCUGUUUUGUAUGUGAUGUAUACAUUUUCUAAAGAUGCAAUCUAUAUAUGUGUAUAAGACUCGGCUUGUUUCCAGGGCGGUGGUUCUUUGUGAUUUAUGAAGGAUAUAAAAAUUGACCCAAUGUAUUGUAUAGUGUAU